Conger conger (European conger) is the source of this 5697-nucleotide messenger RNA. RefSeq lists its product as uncharacterized. NCBI's taxonomy places the organism in Eukaryota, Metazoa, Chordata, Actinopteri, Anguilliformes, Congridae. The transcript has 12 exons. Bases 381 to 3254 code for a protein of 957 amino acids. The record is from RefSeq and is a predicted model, not a curated record.
GUGCGUAUACUGCCACCGGACGAGUGAAAGUAUUAGCACAUUGGAGGUUUUGGCAAGUCACACAUGGAUGUGGACACUCGAUUCCAUGACUGAGCAUCAGUUUAUUCUAUCGCCCACACAGGCGGAGGAGGAAACGUGCUGGAUCAGUGAGAGGAGAGAGGGAGAGCAAGAAAACAGGACAGAUAAAAAUUGUAAAUUCAAAUCAACCUCUAGGGAGAUAGAAGCAUCUACAAUACAAUUCCCGUGGCAGAAAUACAUUACGUUUGCACUGUCUUGAGAAUUUUCUAAACAUUUAAAGCACCGGAGCAGCCCCAUUGUGUGUGUUUGAGAGUAAGAAUUAAGAUCAGGAAAGGAAAUUAAGAUUUCAGAAAGGGGCCAGCAUGCUAUUGAGACUAAUAAAUCUGACUGUAAGGCUAGCUGCCUUCUUUAUUCUGGUUGUAGUAACAUCUGUAAUGAGUGAGGCUUGCCUUAUGAUCAGUGAGGUAAACGCGGAUAACCCCAGACUUGACACCACAGAGUUUGUAGAACUGUACCACACAAGUGGCCAGAGAACUUCUUUAGAUGGCUACACCUUGGUCUUCUACAACGGUAAUGGAAACAUUGCCUACAAAGUGUUGGACCUUAAAGGCUACACCACAGAUGACAGGGGCUACUUUCUGGUGGGCUCCAUUGACGUUCAGCCCAAGCCUGCCAUCCUCUUGCCCCCCAACACGAUCCAGAAUGGCCCGGACGCCAUCGUGCUCUACCACUCCAGUGAGGACAACGGGAAGUACAACGAGAAGAUGGACGUGACGGCCGCCGGCUUGGUGGACGCCAUCGUGUACACAACGCGCCGCUCGGGGGACGCAGAGUUUCUGGCGAGGACCCUGACCCCGGGGUCCCCGGCCUUUGUGGAGGACGAGUCUAUCCAUGAGGGCGACGAGUCGAUCGAGCGCUGCUGGCUGUCUGUGGCCACCUGGACCUUCCAGGUGGCUCCGCCGUCCCCUGGCCAGCGCAACCGCUGCUCCCCGCCCAGGGGCCCGGACCCACGCAUCAGCGAGCUGCGGCUCGGAGGGGAGCCGUCGGAGGUCUUCGUGGAGCUGACUGUUCCCCAGUCGACUGACCCGCUGGUGCUGGUGCUGCUGGACGGGCGGACGGACACGGUCAGCUUCAGCAUGGAGAUCAAACCGGCCAAGGAUGGGCUGGUCCUCAUCUCUUCUGGAAAGAGCGGAGGCGACGUUGUGUUAACGCCUGGUGACCACUCGGUGUUGGCACCACGGGCCACGUCCUCGGGUGCCGUGGUGUUGUACAGCAGAAACACUGACGACUUCCCUGUGGGCAGCCCACUCAGUCCCCAGCAGCCACUCGACGCCUUUGUGUACUCCAGCCCUGACGCCGUGGCCAGCGACAACCUCACGGAGGCUCUCAUCCCUGGCAGAGGGGCCUUCCGUCUCCACCCCAGGUUGGAGGAAGGGGGUUUGACCCUUAGCCGUUGUGGCACUGCCGACUGGAACAGAGACCCUGGGGUUUUCAUUGAAGUUCAGCAGACUCCAGGACGGCCCAAUCAGUGCUCGUGGCCAGCAACUUGCCCUCAUAAUGUUUUCAUUCCGGAGGCCACUGCCACGCCUCUCUACCCCCCUGACUGGGACCCGUACAUCCAGAACGACUUUGUGCUGAGCGAGGUGAACGCGGACACUCCUGGUGCAGGAGAGGACAUGGAGUUCAUCGAGAUCUGGCACCCUUCAGGGAGGCGCAUGUCUCUGGAGGGAGUGUGGCUGCUGCUCUUUAACGGCCACAACAGCAAGCCCUACUGGAAGACCAGCCUCACCGGCCACUUCACCAACGCUCAGGGCUACUUCCUCCUGGGCAGUGAUAAGGUCACCCCCACCCCCUCCAUAUCGCUGCCCCCCAACACCGUUCAGAACGGGCCCGACGCCGUGGCCCUUUACCGCAGCCCCUAUGGGUCCCCCUUAGCCACGGAGGCCACAAUCCCCACCCGAGGCCUGCUGGACGCCAUCGUUUACCGCCAACUGGGCUCCGACAAGGAGGCGCCGGACCUGAGCAACGCCUUCAUCCCUGGCCAGAUCCCCCUGCUGGAGGACCCCACCUUCCUCCAAGGGGACGAGACCCUCAGCCGGUGCAACAGCCUACAGCCCGCCAACAUGUCGGCUUUCGUGGUGACAUCACCAACCCCCCUGAGGAAGAAUGUCUGUCCCCAGCCUCCCACGCUGGCCCCUCCCCCCGAAGGUGUCGUCAUCAACGAGGUGGGCAGUGCCCAGUGGACCAAUGGCAGUCGGCAGGAGAGCUUUGUUGAGCUGUUUGCUGCACCGCUUACUGGGCUACAGAGCCUGGUGUUGGUUGUUUUUGAGCAGGGGUACAGCAGGGCCACCAUGGCACUUCCUCUGACAGGGAAGACUGACCAAGAUGGAUACUAUGUCAUCGGGAACAUCACUGGAGCUGACCAGGCCUUACCACUGGGGUUCAGCGGCACAGGAGUGCCGGCCCGCGGAGCGGUGGCGCUGUGUCACGGCACCGCUGGGUCCUGCGCAGCCGAGAGGGCGCCGUCGAGCCGCGCUUUCAUAGACACCGUGGUGUUCAGCGAGGACUCGCGCCUGCUAAGCACGUUGGCGGCCAGCAGAGGGCAGCAAGUCACGCCCGGUCUCAGGUCGGUGAUGGGGCCAGCGUCCCUCAGCCGCUGUGCCUGCUGUGACCAGAGGAGUCCCCAGGCCUGGACCACCUCCAGCCAGACUCCACGGCACCCCAACCUCUGCCCCAGCGCCACCUUCUCCAGCAACGUCGACCUCUGCCUUGGGCCCCCCACCAGCGACACCGAGCAGCGCCUGCCAAACUGUAGUGGAUGGAGGCAGGGAGCUGGCAGCAGGCAGGAGAUGGAGGUAGCACUGUACCUGGAGGAUCAGUGUCACUGCGGGAUAUCUGCCCUUAACCUAGUAGGGGCGAACUUCUCCUGCGUGGCUGGCUGGCUGCGAGUGUACGGAAUCAUCCGGGCUCUGUCCAACCACCAGCGGGAUCUGAUCGAGCAGACGUCCCACACGCAGAGCACCCGCAUGCUGGCAGGCUCCUGCUCCAGUUCCAUGUCUGGCAAGUCUGUGGGCACGAAGUCUGGAUUGGUCUGGCAAAUCGGUCUGGCAGUGGUUGUGCUGUUGCUGUUGGUGUUGGGCUUGGCCCUGUUAACGUACUUCUACAGACGGAGGCGUCCACAGAACUAUUUCUCAAUGGAGCUGAGUGAACACACAGAGGGGCCUGGGGAAAUCUAGCCCUGCCUGAGUACCUGCUCUGUUCCAGGCCUACAGCCCUUCUGCAGUGGUUCUUUGGCCAGUGGGCACUGGGCAUGGAGUAGUCCUACUGGCAGAGGAGGAUGGAGAGGGAAGAUGGUGGUCAUGGCUUUUCCCUGUGCAACUGCAACCCCGCUUUCGUCUCCUCUUAUGUCACAGUCAGUGUUGCACUCCGCGUAGUGUCGUCGUGUUUUUAAAGAUGCUGAAGAUGCUGCUUUAAAGCUGGUACUAUUUUAUUUUGUAUUUUUGUGGAAACGUUCAUCUCUCUUUGGUAUUUGACGCAUUCGGUAAACAAUCAGGUACUGUUACUGUUUAAAAUUCAGUUCAGUUGUAAUCUAACUCCCAUCUUGUUAUUUAGAAGCUUAGAUAUGGGUUUUGUAUAGAAGUGAAAAGAAGAGCAGGUUCAAAAUUAAAUGUUCAUUGAAGGGUAUGUAUUUUUUGUAAAGUGAAUAUUGUACAUAGAUUUCUUAUUUUUAAAGGGCUCUCAUAAAUGCACUGUGAUAAGGUUUUCUGCAUUGUUGCAGUUUGACAGCAUUACAUUUUAUGAUUGGUAAAAGAACUACAGUAUUUUGAAAUGACAAAUCCUCCUAUUGAAACUCAUAUACAAUACACAUUAUAUUACAGACCUUUUCCUGAGGCUUAUCCAGAGCAACAGAUUUGUUUUUGCAUAGUAUUAAUUUAUACAGCUGGAUUCGUACUGAAACAAUGCAGGAUAAGUACCUUGCUCAACGGUACAACGGCAGUGUCCUCUCUGGGAAUCAAACCUGCAAGGCCAGUGCCUUAACCAUAAUAUGCUGCUUUAACAAUACACAAAUUGCAGUCCAUUGUAAGGAUGUAAACUAAAGGUACCUUAAUUUAAUCAUUUUUUAAUAAGUGUGACACACUUGUUAUGAACUUUACCAUUUACUUCAGAUGUGGUAUCUUCCCCUUUUGGACUGAACUGUGUGCUUUUGUUCUAUCCCAGUACUAAAACACCUGAUUCAAGUAAUCAUCGUCUUCAGUCAAGAAUUACUUCAUUAGUUGAGAUGAGUCUGAUGAUUUCAGAUGAUUCCGUCCUGGUCUAAAACAAAAACAAGCACCUGCCCUGGCUCUUUUCACACAAAAUAAGACACGCCUGGCAGAUCUCAAACUGCAUGUGCAGUAAACAAUCAUAAACUAUCAUUUUUUCACCCUUACUAACGCAUCUUCAGCAUCAGCAAGUGUUUGUGUUGCUAAUACAGAAUAAGAGUGAGUAAGAGGUGCUAAUAACAGGGCAGCUGAAUCAUGAGUCUUGGUCAUUAGCCCUGGCCACCCACAAGGCUUAACCUGUAAUGAUUAAAGCAGAGGUUAUCCUUUUGAGACAUUUACUUUGUGCACUAUGAACCAACGCCCUUAACUGCAUUCCAGUGUGAAGCACCAUAUGUAUGCAUUCCUAUUUUUGUGGUAGAUUGAGCCUAUUCCUGGAUGAACUGGGAGCAGAAAUUUAAAAAAAGAUACAUUGGGAACACAAUUUUCUCCUUUUCAGAUUUUUUUUAAACAACGAGUUAAUGUGUUGUAUUUAACCCUGUAAGACAUUUCUCUCCCACGAAGCAUAGUUGAAUUUAUUUACAGUGUUGCUUCUGCAAACCAUUUCAGCUGUAGCUGUGUGCUGUUACAAUAACUACUCAUAAGCACUAUACAUUCCUUAAAUAUCAUUGCUGUGUACUAUACACUAUGGGCCUGAUUUACUAAGACCUUACUACAACCAUUUAGCAUGAUGAAUCAUUGGUCUUGUUCCUGGUUUUGCAUAUGCUAAAAGGUUUUGCUAAAGGUAUUUAGGCCUUGUGUACACAAUUAUCUUGUACUAUUCUGGUGUGAAGGAUAGGUAUACCCUAUUUUCAUUGGGUAUACCAGCCACUUGUGCAGGUUGGUAGCUGUACAAACCUUUAGCCAAGUCCCUCAUAGUCCUUCAUGGUAUGUUCCAUGACCUGCAAACUCGGGAAUUUCUCCUGACUUAUUGUAGUCAGAACAUAUUUUUCUUUUUAAUAUGUAAUUCUUUGCACACAGAAUUGAAAAACAAUCUGAAUUUGAAAAAAAUGUUACAUAUUGAUGAAUUCAUAUGAAAGAUACAGUUGGAGAUUAUAUGCCUUGUUUAGAAUUUAGAUAAACAUAUGUUAUUUCAUUAUUCUGGAACUGUACUGUCUAUUGAAUGAGGAACUUAAAAUGUUUUAGCAAGAGUAAAACAACGGUAAUUCUAGCUUAUGGAGCUGUUUUAAGUCACUAGUUAUGUUCUCUAGUAGAGAUGGUAUUUUUUACUGACUGAGAUCAUAUAUGUUCAUACCACCACACAAGGCCAUACAAGAAUGAUUUAUUCAUUGAAAUGAAAUGCAAUUUCUUAGCGAUGUUCUCUUAUUACAUAAUCAUGAAGAAAGAUUUUAUUUUUCAAAUAAAAUGAUAUUUCCCAAAA